This is a messenger RNA of Theileria orientalis strain Shintoku, 540 nucleotides long. RefSeq lists its product as uncharacterized. NCBI's taxonomy places the organism in Eukaryota, Apicomplexa, Aconoidasida, Piroplasmida, Theileriidae. Gene Ontology annotation, molecular function: translation initiation factor activity; mRNA binding. The transcript has 3 exons. Gene Ontology annotation, biological process: formation of translation preinitiation complex; translation reinitiation. Bases 1 to 540 code for a protein of 179 amino acids. The record is from RefSeq and is a predicted model, not a curated record.
AUGGAAGAUGAUAAAUCAGAAUCGGAGGAACAGAAAACGCCCAAGGCCCAGCCACUCACGCCGGAGCUGGUGGAAUACUGCAAGUUCUGCUCAAUGCCGUACGACUUCUGCGACUUCGGCGACAAGUGGGAGACCGGGGUGUGCUUCAAGGAGUGCUCGCUGCGAUACCCGGACAUCUUCCCGCUCGACAAGUUGACCUUUGACAACCUGUCCUUCUCGUCGCUGACGGUGAAGGGAAAGAAGAAGCCAGCGAAGGAGACGCCCGCGGAGAUCGUGAUCCAGAAGGCGGCGAGGACGAAGCGCAAGGCGAUAACGUCAGUGACAGGACUGCACUUGUUUGGCGUGAAGCUGGAGGAAGCAUCGAAGCUGUUUUCAAAGCAGUUUGCAACUGGAGCGAACGUCGUCAAGGGCGUGCCAGGCCAAGUAGAUAGAGUAGACAUACAGGGCGACGUGGAGGAACAGCUGGUGGAGCUGCUGACCACCAAGUACCCGGAAAUAACCGAAGAUAAAAUCGUGAGGAUGCAGGCGAAGACGAAAUAG